AUGGUUGUGAUGAACUAUUGUUUCUUGUUUCAAGACCAACUACCCACAACAAAAGCUUUCUACUACCUUGUGAUCCUUCUGCUUGUUCUGGUAGCACCACCUUUGCUGGUGUUGCUAAGAAAAAAUCACCGCGGAAGAUUACCUCCAGGUCCAAAGAGGCUUCCUAUCAUUGGAAACCUGCACCAACUUGGUAACCUGACAAGCCGAUCGCUGCUGAAGCUUUCUAAUGUAUAUGGCCCUUUAAUGUUCAUCAAAAUAGGUUCUAUUCCCGCUUUGGUCAUCUCGUCUACUGAUGUAGCAAAAGAAACUAUCAAAACUCAUGAUAUCGUGUUCUCUGGCAGACCGGCUUUGUAUUGCACCAAGAGGCUUUUUUACGGGUGCAGUGAUAUAACUUUUGCUCCUUAUGGUGAGUACUGGAGAGAGAUCAGGAAGAUAUCGAUAUUAGAACUGCUGAGUCCAAGGAGAGUUGCAGCGUUUCGAGCUGUGAGGGAAGAGGAAGUAUCAAUUGUUGCCGAUUUUGUUCGCAAAGCUUCAACUCCCAUUAAUCUAACUGAUUUAUCAUUUGCUGUCAUAAACAAUGUUAUCUGUCGAUCUACUUUUGGUAGGAAAUUCGGACAGGGGGGAGGCAAGCUUCGCAGUAUUCUUCAAGUAACCCAGGAUAUGGUAGCUGGAGCUAAGACUGCAGACAUUUUCCCAUGGAUGAGAUGGAUUCACAGGUUUGAUGGAGUUGACGCGCAAAUAGAGAAAAAUUUUCAACAACUAGAUAGUUUCUAUGAGAGCGUAAUAGAUGAACACCUCGACCCCCAGAGACCCAUCCCCGAGCUUGAAGAUCUUGUUGAUGUUCUUCUCCGCCUUCAGAAGGACCAUAGUCAGCGUAUCUCCUUCAGUAGAGAUCAAAUUAAGGGAAUCCUCACGGAUAUGUUCAUUGCUGGAACCGAUACAUCUACAUCGACACUGGUGUGGACGAUGACAGAACUAGUUAAGAACCCUGCCGUGAUGGAGAGAUUACAAGAGGAAGUAAGAAGCAUUCUCGGCAAUAAAAACGUGGUAGAAGAAAUUGAUCUUCCGAAACUAAACUACAUGAAGUCUGUAGUAAAGGAGACCCUGCGGCUUCAUGCACCAGGUCCAUUACUUGUUCCCAGGGAAACUACAGAUGAUUGCACCAUAAAUGGAUACAAUGUUCCAGCAAAAACCAGGGUGUUCUUUAAUGCACAAGCCAUUGCAAUGGACCCUAAAUUUUGGGAAGACCCGGAAGAGUAUCUCCCAGAAAGAUUCCUGACUAAAAGCGUCGAUUUUAAAGGUCAAGACUUUGAGAUGGUACCAUUUGGUAUGGGACGGAGAGGUUGCCCUGGUAUUAACUUCGCUUUGGUUUUAAUUGAGCUUGUUCUUGCAAAUCUUAUACAUAGCUUUGACUGGGAGUUGCCCGUUGGAAUUAAAAAGGAGGAAAUUGAUAUGCAAGAAGCUCCUGGGAUCACAGUGCACAAAAAAGUUCCAUUUUUCCUGGUUGCUACUACUGCAAAAAAUGCAUGCCGCAAUGCAUAG
Papaver somniferum (opium poppy) is the source of this 1542-nucleotide messenger RNA. RefSeq names its product cytochrome P450 71A9-like. Bases 1 to 1542 code for a protein of 513 amino acids. The record is from RefSeq and is a predicted model, not a curated record. Gene Ontology annotation, molecular function: iron ion binding; monooxygenase activity; oxidoreductase activity, acting on paired donors, with incorporation or reduction of molecular oxygen. NCBI's taxonomy places the organism in Eukaryota, Viridiplantae, Streptophyta, Magnoliopsida, Ranunculales, Papaveraceae. The transcript is spliced from 2 exons.